GCACAGAGUGAAGGAGGCCUCAAACCAGUUUUUUAUUCUCUGAUGCCUAAGGUCCAUAACAACUCCUGGCAGAGAUGAUAGUGACUAAGAAGUGUUUGACAAUACAUAGGAUCCAAAGAUCUAUUGCCAGAUUACCUGCUUUGUUGCCCCUGAUCCUUGCCAAGAUAUGCUCGGCAUCCUUCUACAGAAGCACCUACUGCACCUUGUGCUUUAUCAACUUCAUGCUGCUCGUGAAUGUCAUGGCAACUCCCUUAUGGCUCCGACACGACUAUGUGGACGGCUAUUUUGUUUUCGGAUUGUGGGCCAUAUGCAACCAUCAGCUAGAGUGUGACGACGUUUUUCUCCCCGUCAAUGAAUAUCUGCAUGUGGUCCGUCUCCUUUUGAUACUAGCCUUAAUCAGUGAUUUCGUUGCCCUUUUUUUGUCAUGGGAGUUUCUUGCUCAGAUCGUGAGAAGGGUGGUAUCCGAAAGCCUGCUUUCUUCUGUGGCCCACUUCGGCGCAGGUUUCUUUCUGCUCUGUUCUUUAGUGGUUACAUACUGCAAGCUUGCAACUGAGGUUGAUUCAGAUGGGACUCAUGCAGCACCAUACCUGGGAUUCUUCGCAGGGUGCUUUGCCUGUUUCCUGUGUUUCCUCUUAGGAACCCUGAGUCUGCUGCAGCACAGGAGGUGGUUCUUUGGAAAUAAAAUAAUGAAGAUCUAAAUAACACCAGCCGUGGGUUCAAAGUGCAUUACUGUUGGAUCACAUGUGCAGUCUUUGGGCUGUACCCAUCAUCACAGGCAUUCUUCUCCAUAAGCCACAUACCAGUUCCUGGAGCCUGUCUAGAAAAUGGAAAUUCUGUGUGGUGAUGUCACUUAAUAGAGUCACU
Messenger RNA from Podarcis muralis (Common wall lizard), 864 nucleotides. Lineage: Eukaryota; Metazoa; Chordata; Lepidosauria; Squamata; Lacertidae. The record is from RefSeq and is a predicted model, not a curated record.